AUCGCAUAUUUUUACGGCCGGAUUAAAAGAGAGUCGAUAUAUUUUGAACACUCCGAAUUGAUUUUACGAUCAAUUUAUUAUAUAUGUAAGCCAUGCGACUCGCAUGGCGUAAAAUCUUGAUGGUUGAAUCAACCUUUUACCCUAUGAGAUUACCGACUAUGUCUAACCUAAUAGCAGCACUGCAAAAGCUUGUCAGCUUUGGAUAAUUUUUUGUUAUUACAAAAAGGGCCCGGAAGUAAUAGAAGACGACGAUGCCGACUAUUUUUGGUUAUCCGAUAUAAAUCUGUAAUACUCAAAAAAUGCUUAGGGUAUAAUCGAUAUCAAUUUUAUCAUUCAAGCCACACAUAAAAGGAGGACAUUUUAUUAUACAUAAACUAUUGUUGUGAGACAUACAUUAUACAAUUAUCACACAUCUUUAUGCUGAUUUAGUACAAAAAUGUUACGAACAGAGAUUUUACAUGCAAGUUAGAUCCGCUUGUGAGACUAACAGUGUUUCAUCGCGAAUCAAAAUUACUCGAUAAUAUCUCGCUUAUUCGAUAAUCUUAAUAAUGAGAUUCGGGCGCGGAUCGCACAAUCAAGUUUGAACUGAGAACACGGAGAGACCAGAUACAUCCGACUUUGCGAUUUUAUCGUUCGAAAGUUUCGAGCGUCAGUCGAUAUCGCACUACGCUCGGCUACGAUCGAUCGCUCACGCGCGAUUGUAACGUGCUGCCGCUUAACGGGCAACGCGCGAAGUACAGCGCUGCGUCCCGUUGCAUAGCGACGGCGGGCCAUUUGUACCGUUAUUCGGUGAAUUCGAAUCGCGAUCGCGGACGCGACAGUUUCGUCGUCGUUUAGCCGUGUUUCGUCGAUAUCGCGGUCGAGGGGAUAUCCGUUUUUCGCUUCCCGUUUGCCGCCGUCGUAGCCGACGACGACGACGACGACGACGACGACGAUGAACGAUGUCGCGACGAGGAAGCCGGGCGAAGAAGACGCUCCCGACGAGCGCGUCGCGACGUGGUCGCGACACGAUGACGACGACGAGUACGAGCUCGCGGAAUACGACGCGACCAGCGUCGAUCGUCGGGAUGACACCGCGCGCGACGACGACGACGACGAUGACGACGACGAUGACGACGUUGGCGCCAGGGCGCCGCCGCGCACGACGGAGGAGACGACGUUGCGGCAAGUACAGCGCGAACUAUGCCUGAUCAAACUGUGCUGGAAGCCGGAAGUCUCGCCGGCGACGCCGGAAGACCUUUACGUGCGAUCGCUUCCGGACGCUUACCGAUGCGUCAGCGGCAAAGAGCGAUUGUUGCUGUGGUACGCGGAGAACUUUCGUCGGCAGUUUCACGCGAGGUACCCGGAUCGUAGGCCGCUGUUGCUGGCGUGCGAAAACGAGUGCGGUGUACAAGUUAGUACAAGUUGCGGGGCAAUUUUCCCCCCGCCGUCUGCUAUCGCCCCCUCCCCCCCCCUCUAA
This is a messenger RNA of Harpegnathos saltator (Jerdon's jumping ant), 1459 nucleotides long. RefSeq names its product coiled-coil domain-containing protein lobo. Bases 935 to 1459 code for a protein of 174 amino acids. Gene Ontology annotation, biological process: flagellated sperm motility. The transcript has a single exon. Gene Ontology annotation, cellular component: motile cilium. Lineage: Eukaryota; Metazoa; Arthropoda; Insecta; Hymenoptera; Formicidae. The record is from RefSeq and is a predicted model, not a curated record.